Molecule: messenger RNA, 606 nt
Organism: Clonostachys rhizophaga
Lineage: Eukaryota; Fungi; Ascomycota; Sordariomycetes; Hypocreales; Bionectriaceae
Source: the annotation of a GenBank genome assembly
AUGCCAGCGAUUGAGGCCGCAACCUUAGAAAAUGUGUCCAGCAUCACAGACACAUUUCUUGCUUGCUUCAAUGAUGAAUAUUUUACUGAACUGUUCCCUCCAACCGAAGUUGGUGUGAAGUAUCUUAAUGAUGCUUUCUCCGCAUUCCUCGAUGACAAGUCGGCAGGAUUAUUCAUAAUAAAAGAUGAACAAGGUAAUCUAGCCUCUGUUUUGCUGUUUUUUGAACAGCCCGGCGGACAACCACCAAGAAAAUGGACCACGCGAUGGCCAGCAGCCCGAGAGGGAAUGAACGGCCCGAUGAUGGAGGAAUUUUUCCUUGGAAUGGACACGCAGCAUCAUCAGGUCAUGGGCGAUAAACAGCAUACUUAUGUCGAACUGGUCUUUACGCUUCCAUCCCAGCAGCGCAAAGGAUACGGUACGCAAAUGGUAAAGUAUGUUGCCGAGUUAGUUGGGGCGACACAGCCAUUAUACCUCGACUCACGCGCAUCUACGGUCAAACUCUAUGAACAACUUGGCUUUGUCAGACAGGACUGCGACAUCGAGGGAGAAAUGAUCCCCAUGGUCAAGCCUGUAAGUCGGGGUGAUUCUGUUCAGGCGGCAACAUGA